Messenger RNA from Orbicella faveolata, 3150 nucleotides. RefSeq lists its product as uncharacterized. NCBI's taxonomy places the organism in Eukaryota, Metazoa, Cnidaria, Anthozoa, Scleractinia, Merulinidae. Gene Ontology annotation, biological process: hormone-mediated signaling pathway; adenylate cyclase-activating G protein-coupled receptor signaling pathway; activation of adenylate cyclase activity. Gene Ontology annotation, cellular component: plasma membrane. Gene Ontology annotation, molecular function: protein binding; G protein-coupled peptide receptor activity. The record is from RefSeq and is a predicted model, not a curated record.
UUUUCGGUCACCUCUCAACAAAAAGUACCGACUCUUCAAUGACUAUUAACGUUUAUCCCUAGGGGUGAGCGCUGUAGAGAUAACAUAAAUUCGUUUGCGACGAGAACUUCCUGUCAUCAUUGAAACGUAAAAGCGAUUAAAAUGGGUACACAUUUAACGAAUAUAACAGCGCUUAUUAAUGCUUAUCUAAAUGUUUGUGGGUAGGAGGCGAGUCCAUGGCUCAAAAUAGAACUUGCCAAAGAGUUCUUCAUCUACAAAGUGAUCAUACAAAAUGCCAAGAAUACAAGUAAUGACAUACCUGUAACAGUGUCGAUUUUGUCUCGCAAUCAAUCUGGUGUCAUUCCCGGAUCUGAGUGCACAGAGAAGCAGCACUCUCUGCAUUUGGAAUACCAAUGUCUUCCCCCAGUGAAAGGUGACGUUUUGUACAUCAACGGGCCUAACUUCAACACCACGCUGCUUUUGUGCCAUGUCACUGUUUUGGCAUUAGAGUCACAGACAAACGCCAAAGGAAUACUUCGAGAAGUCUGGGAUACAGGAAAAGAGAAUGAAAGCCCGGAUACCCUUCAAGAAUAUAAUGUUUUCGGGCUUCAAAGUAGAUUUUGGAAUUUAAUUCAACUAAUGGAUGCACCAGCCAACUUUGGAAACAACUAUGCACAGAAACUAACUGCCUAUCUGAAGGUCAUUAAUAGUGGCUAUCACACAUUCUAUAUGACCUGUGAUGAAGAAUGCGAGUUAUGGAUUCAGGACAUUGGUGAUCUUCAAGAUUCCAGAGGCAACGAGCCUGAGAAUAAAAUGUUAAUAACGCUAAGAGACAAGCUGAAAUUGGCGCGACUGGAGUGGGAAAGGUCUCCGAGCAAACAAACUUCAAAGCCAAUAUUCCUCUCUCGAUGUCGUCUUUAUAAAAUUGAGGUCUUUAUGACAGAACAAAAACUUGAUGAUCACCUAUCCGUUGGAAUCAAGUUCCCAAAUGGGCACGAACAAAAGCCAAUGGAUGCUGCAAAUUUAUUCUGGUUGAAACCAGGCGAGCGGCACCUCAAUUUUAGCAACAUUCGAUUUGAACCUGGUGAGGAGUUCACAGCAGAAGUUGGAUCCGUGAUAUCAAUCGCAGGUUCGUACCGGUAUUGCUGCCAAGGGAUUUUCUGUCCUGAUUGCGAUCUACGAAUCUCUAUGACGAUCUUCGGCAACGAAUAUGUGAUCAAUUCUUCUGAGCCGAUGAAUUGCGGUGAACGUUUAUUCAAGAUUUCACUAGAAGCAGAUGUGGAACCAGGAGACUACCGUAUACAGGUCCUUUACUCGUUUGUCGAUGAAAAAGACAUAAAAUACCUUGAACUAGGUCACGUUUUUAUUACAGCCGCUGUUCUGAGUGAGUGCAGUUUUAUUAAUGGGUUGUGUCGCUGGAAAUCAAGUGGUUCGAAUGGAUCCUCGUGGAACACAGGAGGAGUUUACCAGGGCGCGUAUUUAGUAAGUGUCAGCAACGCGUCUCUUGAAAGCCCGAUGCUACCUUGGAAAGACUCCUAUAAAAGGACACACACCUGUCUACAAUUCGAGUACAUACUGCCUGACACGACAAAGGUAACGAGAGAAGGAAGAGCUUCCUCUCUUGAAGUUCAUGUCGGUACAAAAGAAGGAAAAGUUCUGCUCUGGAAGAUAAGUGGUUACCAUGGAAACAGAUCAUCCAAGGCUCAGAUUUCAUGGGAAUCGAGAAAAGAUGUUAUGGUUGAACUGAAAGGCGAAGCAUUUAACAGCAGGGUAGUCUCGGUUGUAAUUCAGAAUUUGAAGAUCUUCACGGAUAAAUGCGUUAUUUUUCCUUCGUUUGCCAUUCCAGGGUAUAGUUGUAGCAAGGAAGAAUUUAGGUGUGACAACUUGCAGUGUGUUAAAAGUAUACAGAAAUGUGAUGGCCAGUCACACUGUGUUGACGGAUCGGACGAGAGCAGCUGCAGAUGUCUGAACAGUCAGUUUUCGUGUUCAUCAGGUGAAUGCCUGUCCCCAGAGAAACUACGAGAUGGCGAAAAGAACUGCCAAGAUGGAGAAGAUGAAAAGGAAGGACUGGAAAACCCGAAGGAUGAAUUUCUCUGCUUUGAUGGACAGUCAAUCUCUUGGUCGCAAACCUGUAAGAAAGCAGAAGGAUGUCCUGAUGGCACCCAUCUUCCUUCCAUAUGUGGAAAGACGGAAUGUCCUCUGAAUGACUUAUCUUGCUCAAAAGAAAGAGGAAGCAGAACUGAAGACAAGGAAAACACUUGCCAGAUUCCUUUUCGAGGACCAUGCGAUUUCCAAAAUGGAUUAUGUGGAUUACGGAAUGAUGUCAACAGUGAAUUUCAGUGGACAACCGACAUGGGACAGGCACCUUCAGAAAACACGGGACCUUCCUUUGACCAUACGACUUUAUCAAACCGAGGUCGUUAUCUAUAUAUUGAAGCGUCCAACAGAAAAGUUGGCGACAAGGCCAGAUUACAAAGUGGCUGGUUUAUAAACACACAAGAGCUUUGUCUACAGUUCUGGUACCAUAUGUUUGGAAAAGAUGUAGGAUCUCUGAACAUUUACAUACAAAGAAAUGCAAGUGGGUCUGAAACAAAGGUGUGGAGUCAAAAGGGGCACAUGGGAGACAACUGGAUAUUUGCACAAGUUCCUAUGAAUCCAAGACAUCAUGAAAAGCAAUUUCAGUUUGUCAUAGAAGGCGUCAUAGAGGGCGGAAGUUCAGGAGAUAUAGCUAUUGAUGACGUCACUGUUCUGGAUGGGAACUGCUCUAAGAUCGUCAAACAGGGUAAGGAAAUAUUCUCUUCGACGUGAACGCUGAAAAUAAACAUCUAAGAAGCUCAGAAUCAUACGAAUAAGUGCAAUUGGCAGUAGUGGUUCUCCGGUAUAACGAACUUUGGUAUAAAGGCACUGACUGUAUCUUUUUUACUCUUGUAACGAGUCCUGGUGUACGUGACGACUUAAAUCCCACUUAUUAGAAAUUAUUUUUCUGUAAUAUUGCCAAAAUUUGUUGUUGUGGGUUUUCACAGGAAUAAAGAUCUUAGGGAACUGGUAGGGCUGACUCCAGUCCUGUUUCUAAAGUGUGCACGUGGGCCUAAAUAGCUUUCAUUAAAAAAGGACACAAACAUAAAGAAAAGCGAUUCUGUUUUUCGGAAUUGCACCUUAUUAUGAUUCCGU